Molecule: messenger RNA, 2935 nt
Organism: Gymnodraco acuticeps
Lineage: Eukaryota; Metazoa; Chordata; Actinopteri; Perciformes; Bathydraconidae
Gene: napsa
Product: napsin A aspartic peptidase
Exons: 12
Coding region: 358-1566 (402 amino acids)
Biological process (GO): proteolysis
Cellular component (GO): lysosome
Molecular function (GO): aspartic-type endopeptidase activity
Source: RefSeq, a predicted model, not a curated record
CUGCAGAAAGGGCAGCGUGUUGAAAGGCAGCUUUGGGGAGAAGGGGGUAAAUUGAGCCAGUGGUAAGUUGAACCACCCCCUGUAACCAGGCAACGCCUUAUAGUUGUAAUCAAGGGACCAGAAAGUAUGCAAGCUCCACCCAUUGCCUGUGAAAGAGAGAUACUCAUUGUGGUCUGGUUACUCACAGUACUCGUGACCCAGUGCACCGGUAGGUCAUGCCACAUGAUUGCCAUCCUCCUCGACCAAUCAGAACGCCUGCCUAAAUAUUUUUCAGCCAUUCACUGAGCCGCCUAACGGGGAAAACCGAGUAAAGGCGGAAGUUGCCGAAGCGUUUCCACUCAUCUUUCUGCGACAGCAAUGGCACGACUGGAGAUGUUUUAUAUCAUCGGGGCGCUGCUGAUAACACAAAGCGUCGCCAUAUUCAGAGUUCCGCUUCAUAAAACCCGGACCAUGCGCCGAAUGAUGAGCGACAAUGGGAAGCUGUCCCUGCCGGAGCUGAGAGCUUUAGCGACGGGCAACGGAGCUCCAGAGAGUGCCCCCUCCCCCUCUCCCUCCCCCAAAGUGCCCGUAGAGAGGCUCACCAACUUCAUGGAUGCGCAGUACUUUGGUCUGAUCAGCAUCGGGACCCCUCCUCAGGCCUUCACAGUUCUGUUUGACACCGGCUCGUCCAACCUCUGGGUUCCCUCCAUCCACUGCUCCUUCUUCGACAUAGCCUGCUGGGUUCAUCAUCGCUACAACUCGAAGAAGUCGAGCACAUUUGCUAAGAAUGGCACAGCGUUCUCUAUCCGUUACGGCAGAGGCAGCUUGUCUGGGUUCAUCAGCGGGGACACGGUCUCUGUUGCAGGUCUGCCUGUCCAGAACCAGCAGUUUGGCGAGGCGGUGAAGCAGCCUGGCAUCACGUUUGCAGUGGCUCGGUUCGAUGGGGUCCUGGGCAUGGCCUACCCCUCCAUAUCAGUCGCUAACGUCACUCCGGUGUUCGACUCGGCCAUGGCUGCCAAGCUGCUGCCCGAGAACAUUUUCUCUUUCUACAUUAGCAGAGACCCUAAAGCAGCAGUGGGGGGAGAGCUGAUUCUGGGAGGGACGGACCCUCAGUACUACACCGGAGACCUGCACUAUGUUAAUGUCACACGAAAGGCCUACUGGCAGAUCGAGAUGAGCGGAGUUGGAAUUGGGGAACAGCUGACUGUCUGCAAAGGUGGUUGCCAGGCGAUUGUCGACACGGGAACGUCCCUCAUCGUCGGUCCUAAAGCUGAAAUCAGAGCGCUGCAGAAGGCCAUCGGAGCUCUGCCCUUGCUGAUGGGAGAGUAUUGGAUCGACUGCAAGCGGAUCCCAUCUCUCCCUGUGAUCUCCUUCAACAUCGGAGGGAAGAUGUAUAACCUGACGGGAGAGGAUUAUGUCAUGAAGGAGUCUCAGAUGGGUCAGGCCAUCUGUCUGUCAGGCUUCAUGGCGAUGGACAUCCCGCCCCCUGCAGGGCCGCUGUGGAUUCUGGGAGAUGUUUUCAUCGGGAAGUAUUACACGGUGUUCGACAGGAACGCAGAUCGAGUCGGGUUCGCCCCCGCCAAGUAGCUCCCUGACCACCACAUGUUGCACUUCUUCUAAUUUCUAGCAGUUAUUUAACUUUCAAGGUGGCAACCAACCAAGCUAAAGGUCAGCAUCAAUGUUGCUUUAUUUCAACGGCAAGAAUGUAGUGUUUGAUAUUGAUGCGACACCUGGUUUGCCACUAUUUUUAUAUUUCACAUCUGCUUAGAAUAAUGAGGUUUACAUGAGAAACUGGCUGCUUAUGAGUGAUGCAGAUGCUACAUUAGCCAGAUGCUACAUUACACAUUUCAACAUUUAGCAAGGGCUGUAGAUGUUCUGCCGCUGAACAAAGGACUGCUUCCCAAAAUGUGUCUGUGAAUCCGAGUUUGAGCAUCUUUGAAAUGGCAGGGCAUUUGAAUUUUUACAAGGGGGAACAAAUGCAACUAAAUUGUAAUUUACUUUCAUUUCGAACAUUUCCUGCUCCCGAAGUCUAAUGAAUAUUUUAAUGAUGUUGUUGCUUAAAGGUGGGGUAGGUAAGUUUGAGAAACCGGCUCGAGAUACACUUUUUGUUAUCUUCCAUGGAAUGCUCUUAACAUCCCGAUAGCAAUGAAUAUCUGAAGAGUUUUGACAAAAAAUACAUUAAAAUAUUUCAUCUGUGGAAGCCGAAAACCAAUCCUCUGAGCCGGCCCGGCUAAAGUAACUGGAUGGCCUACCUGCCUGUCAGCCUUCCAUCUGUGCACAAACUUAUCUCGUGCCCUCAUUGGUCAUGUGUGUGUUGGAGGAGGGGCUCUGAAAGGAAGUGGCAGAUUUUUUCCGGUUGUGUAUUUUUUUUAUUCUAGCGCACUCGAGCUGGUUUCUCCAAAAUGACCUACCCCACCUUUAAGGUAUCUCAGGAUGUUUGUCUUGCUAUGUGAAUUUUUAUUACCAAAUAUCACUGAAUUAAACUUUAAAUAUUUAACUAUUGGACGGCUGAGUGUUUAUUGUGAUCUGUGCUUCAACACUGCAUCCUUAGAAGAGAAAACAAAGAGAAUAACAUUUGUAAUAUUUUAAUGGAAGUAUACAAAGUGCUGCCGCGUUCAACUCCAGAGCUGAACUAAAAGAGGCGAGGUGGGGGAUGGGGAUACACAGCAUGCAACAAAGCGUAUGGGCUAGCAUGAACUCCACAAGGUAGAGGUAGUGAUCUACUUUGUUUUUUUGUUUCACAAUAACAAUAGAAAUGUGGCAGUGACUCCCCUCCACUCUGACAGCAGCAUGUCGCUUCAUAUGCAGACCGGUCUACCAUGAGUUCAUUUUAAAUCCGUACAUCCAGCACAAAGCACUUCAUGAAGCACAUUAAGCGGUACUUUACAUGGUGAGUGAAAUGCAAAUAAAAUCCAGCUCUUUUUGGUUACAAAUGUACAAUAAAUACAAAAAUAUU